AUGUUUAAUCCUGACAUAAAUGAUUAUCAACUGACUUCCAUAAUAGCCGAGUGUUGUGGCGGAGUUGCAGUAGUUUAUUCGGCAUUAUACAAGCCAAAUAAUCAAAAUGUCGCAAUAAAGAGGUAUUUUGUGGAUAAAAGCAAGGAGAAAGCUAAUUUGAUACAGCAAGAUAUUCUUACAAGAAAAGAACUACAACAUCCUAACAUUUUAUCUUACUUGACAUCAUUUGUCCAUGGUAAGGAAUUGUAUGUGGUAUCUCCGUUAAUGAACCUUGGUUCCUGCCGUGAUGUGCUUGAUAGAUAUUUCCAUGAAGGUUUACCGGAACUUGCUUGUGCUAUCAUAUUGAGAGAUGUCCUUCUUGCUUUACAGUAUUUGCAUAAGCAAUUAUUUGUUCACAGGAGUGUCCGAGCAAGUCAUGUACUUCUUGAUGCAAAUGGUAGUGUCAAGUUAUCUGGGCUCCGGAGUGCAGCCUCUAUGAUGGUCCGUGGUAGGAGGCAGAGGCAAUUGCACAGUCUACCUCCUCCAGAUCAUGACAACGCAAACUUAAUGUGGCUGAGUCCAGAAUUGUUGGAACAGAACUUGAAAGGCUAUGACGAACGAUCAGACAUCUAUUCCCUGGGUGUGUUGUGCUGCGAGCUAGCUAAUGGGCAGUUCCAUUUGCAGAAGUGCCCACUACUC
This is a messenger RNA of Iphiclides podalirius (scarce swallowtail), 678 nucleotides long. Lineage: Eukaryota; Metazoa; Arthropoda; Insecta; Lepidoptera; Papilionidae. The record is from the annotation of a GenBank genome assembly.